UAUAAAUAUAGGUCAUUCUAGACGGAUGCGUCCUCUCUCUUUCUCCAACUCCACUACACCAGUAUUAACUGCCUCAUCGAAAACCCUAAUCAAACCUUUCUUUUUUCCAGGUAGAUAAUAGAUUUUGAUUGAUCUAUGUGGAUUCUCUCAUAUUCUGGGCAGAAUCUACUCCGGUUGGAGUCUGGCGUCAAACAAAGGUACAUCCUUGAAAGUCUGAAAGUUUUGCCAGAGUUUUAUUAGGCGUUUCUUGAUCAUGUUUGAGAUGUGUCCCAAUUGAUUUCUGUAUUUGUUUUCGAUGUCUUGUUUUGGGUUCUUAGUUAUUGUAGAACCAAUACGUUUCUAGGGUUGGGCAUCGAAUUGUUUACUUAUCGAAUCAUUGAAUUUCUGGGAAACCAAACGAGUGCUUGAUGCUAAUGUAAUGGCACUAGCAUUUAUCUAUAGCCUGCAGAAUCUAUGGCCUUUAUCGAUUUUUAAGUUUGAUGAUUUGAGAGCAUCCAAUGGAUUGGUUAGCAAACUAUCCAUACCCGAGAACAUCAAGAGAUUUGUUUAUGCAGUUCGUGAUCCUGAAUCUCAAUCUGUGAUUUACAUACUCUCUGUUCAGAAUUUGUCUGAGCGAUCGGCUAUAGAUGCUGAGUGCCUUAUUAGGGAGAUUCGACCCGAAGCUGUUGUGGUUCAGGUGUCUUCUUCUGCAUUAUGUCAAAUUCAAUCAGAGGAGGGGGAAUUGGGAAAUAAUAUAGAAGAACCAGUGCCAACUUCGUUCUUUGGGGUGAUUAAAAGAUGUUUUAUUGAUAAAAUCAGUAAGGACAAGUAUGAAAAUGUGGCUGGAAACUUGGUUUUGAAAGAAAUUUUUGGGAUUGGUUUUUAUGGUCAUAUCAUGGCAGCUAAGAGAGUGGCUAGGGAGGUUGGUUCAUCAUUUUUGUUGCUUGAAACACCACUUGUUCAGACUUCUGUUGUGGAUGAUACUUCCAGUGAAGUUGAUACAGGGAGUGUGGUUCGUGGUUUAGUUAGUAGUUUGAUUCCACAGAAAUUGGGUUCGGCUGUUUCAUCAAGUUCAGGGAAAUUUUGUCUUACAGAUGAAAUUCAGUUCCAGAUGGUGAAGUUAUUGUCUCCAUAUAUGGAAGUAUCUAUGCAGAAGUUACGUCCUUCAAGUUCUGUUUCAGAGGCAGGGUCAAAAGAAAUUCACCCAGGAAGCAGUUACCUGUUGCCACCAUUUGCCCAAUCUGUUUAUCCAUUACUUUCAGAUCUACAUGAUAUAUUUAUUGAUCUUCCUUCAAUAGGACGGGCUUUGGCCUCAUCACAGAAGAUGCUUUAUGGUGUAAGCAGAGGGGAAAUUGUGGAUGCCCAAAUUAUAUCUGAAGUUUACACCUUCCGAAUUGCAGUUGAGGGGCUGAGAAUUGCCCUAAAUAGUGCUGGUAGGUUACCUAUCAAAAGCUUGGGGAAGCCUAACAAAAAUAAGGUUGAGUUUUCAGAGCUUCCAGUUGAAGACAAGUCACAUGCACUCCUUGCACAGGCCCUUCGUAGUCAGACUAGGAAGGUCAAGACUAUAGUAGCUUUAGUAGAUGCUAGUAACUUGGCAGGUCUCAGGAAACACUGGGACACUUCUGUGCCCCCAGAAAUCAAGGAAUUGGUUGGCGAGCUUGCCACUACUUUUGAAUUGGAUGAGGACUUUUCAAAUCAGACAGACAAGAAGAGUCUAUUUUCUAGUAAAUCUGUAAUGGCAGUUGGAGCUGGAGCAACAGCAGUCUUAGGAGCUUCAUCUCUCUCUAAAGUGGUUCCGACAUCAACAUUCUUCAAGGUUGUAACAUUUAAAUUGCCUGCUUCUCUUAAUUUUGUGCUAACCCAAACUCAGAAGACUAUGGCAAUAGCUCUAAGCAAGACUCUUGGUCCAAAAGUAGUUGCCCCAGGACUGGCAAACUCUGGAGCCAAUGCGACAUCUGUGCUAAAAGCAGCUGCUUCUGCUGAGAAAAUACGGACAGUGGCCCACAGCAUUAUAGCCUCUGUUGAGAAGACCAGUUUUUCAGCCAUGAGAACAGCAUUCUAUGAGAUAAUGAGAAAACGACAGGUCCGACCCAUAGGUUUCCUGCCUUGGGCAACAUUUGGUUGCAGUAUUGCAACGUGCUCAGCUUUGCUUAUGUAUGGAGAUGGGAUUGAAUGUGCUGCUGAAUCUGUUCCUGCCGCCCCUUCAAUUGCCAGUUUGGGUCGUGGGAUUCAAAAUUUGCAUCAGGUAUCUCAAGAAGUGGGGCAGAAGGAUGGCACCAGAAUACAAAAAGCCAUAGAGUCACUGAUGUAUAGUUUGAGGAAAGUAAAGAUUCAAUAGAGUACAAAUCUUCUCUUCAUUGUAUACUAGAAGUGAUUGCCCCUAAAUUUAGAGAAUUCUUCUGUAAAUAAUGCGUAUACAUUGGGGUUUUUACUAUCAUCAUGGAUGAUUAUCUUUAUAUUCUUUGUUUGAAGUUAAUUUUAAACGAUAAAGCUUUAUUGUUAUACAACCAAGAAAGCCAUUAACGAGUAUUCUUUUUUGCCCCUCUAUAUUUAAGUUCAAAUGGCAGUCUUUCCAUUCUCUGUUA
Molecule: messenger RNA, 2564 nt
Organism: Hevea brasiliensis (rubber tree)
Lineage: Eukaryota; Viridiplantae; Streptophyta; Magnoliopsida; Malpighiales; Euphorbiaceae
Exons: 1
Coding region: 419-2317 (632 amino acids)
Source: RefSeq, a predicted model, not a curated record